Carassius carassius (crucian carp) is the source of this 1450-nucleotide messenger RNA. Its product is annotated as BOS complex subunit TMEM147-like. The record is from RefSeq and is a predicted model, not a curated record. The transcript has 8 exons. NCBI's taxonomy places the organism in Eukaryota, Metazoa, Chordata, Actinopteri, Cypriniformes, Cyprinidae. The coding region runs from base 160 to 837 and encodes 225 amino acids.
AAGCUAUGUUUAGAGUGAGACGCGGAACUACAGAUAGAUAGCGGUUCCGCUCGGACAUUUAACAGUGAUGCGCCGGAGGAUUUAGUUUUCUGCUCCUCUCAAUCUAAAAUCACAAUUUUGUUGGAUCUGAGGAGAAUAAAUCACACUAAAAGUUCUACCAUGACGCUUUUUCAUUUCGGAAACUGCGUUUCCUUGGCCUAUUUCCCAUAUUUCAUCACAUACAAAUGUAGUGGAUUAUCUGAAUAUAAUGCAUUUUGGAGAUGUGUCCAAGCAGGUGCUACCUACCUCUUUGUGCAGCUCUGCAAGAUGCUGUUUCUUGCCACAUUUUUCCCCACCUGGGAGGGGGCAGUUGGCGUGUAUGAUUUUGUUGGGGAGUUCAUGAAGGCCACAGUGGACUUGGCUGAUCUUCUAGGUCUUCAUCUGGUUAUGUCUAGGAAUGCUGGGAAGGGUGAAUAUAAGAUCAUGGUGGCAGCUAUGGGCUGGGCUACAGCCGAGCUCAUCAUGUCAAGAUGUAUUCCGUUAUGGGUGGGAGCUCGUGGCAUUGAGUUUGACUGGAAAUACAUUCAAAUGAGCUUCGAUUCCAACAUCAGUCUGGUUCAUUAUAUUGCCAUGGCAGCAGUAGUAUGGAUGUUCACUCGAUACGACCUUCCCAAAAGCUUUCGACUCCCUGUUACCGUCCUGCUGGGAUUGUGUGUUUAUAAGGGCUUUCUCAUGGAACUGUUUGUUCAUGUUUUCCUCCUGGGCAGCUGGACGGCUCUCCUAGUGAAGGCUGUGCUCACUGGUGCCAUCUCCCUGUGUUCACUCUUCCUAUUCGUCACACUCGUUCACAGCAACUAAACACUUCUACUGUACAGUGCCUUCACUCAAAGGACAUUUCAAGUAUUUGAAGAGCAAAUCUACAUUCUUACUUGGAAUACUGUUGACUUUUUUUAUAUGCCUCAAGGAGACUGUGAGAGUAUAAGCGUUGUUAGUGAACGUGUGUUUAUACUUUAUGCUAUUAACUAAAUAAAUAUUAGAUAUCAGUAUGAAGGAAUACUUGAACAGUUUUGGUAGAUAAACCAGUAAUGGUGAAACAUACACCAAGAAAAUCCUUCUUAACGACCAAGUAAUUUAUUACUAAAGAUACAUGGGAUAAAACUAAUUUGCAGAUUUUGUAUGGUAGAAUUUAAUUAUUAUAAAAUAUCACCAUAUGAACAAACUAAACCCAACAUGCAUUUUAUAUGUAUGUAUAUGUGUGUGUGUUUGUGUAUUUACAUUUUGUUGUGCUUCCUUGACAAGGAACUAUCUAGGAACAAGUUGUGUGCAUCACCUGUGGAUUAUUGUGGUAUUUUUAUCUGAUGUUUGGACUCUGCUAAUAAAAAAUAAUAAUAAAAAAACAGCAACUGGUGAUGUAUAUAAAGCAGUUUAAACUGUCUUAUUGACCAGUAAUAAAGUGUGUCAGGAAAAAACA